AUGACUUCCCACGAUGUGCGCGACAUGCUGGAUCUCCCCCAAGAGGGCACACCUCGACCGACGAAGAAACAAAAGCUCAACGGUCCACGACCCGUACUGAAAGGGCUUGCGCGCGAGGUCCAGAAUCUGGGUGGUGAUAAUCCGAUCGCGAUCGUGCCGGAAGUGACGGUAUUCAAGAAGCGACGAUUCGCGACUCGAAAACCGGCUGCGAAAUGGGAUGCGAGACCAUUCAAGAACUCUGCUCGACAAGAUGGACUUAUCUUGAGGCAUUGGAGGAGGAAGGACGAUAAACCUGCGGCGCCGACGGUGGAUGGGGAGGGUGAAGAGAAGAAGGUGGAGGAAAUUGAGGAUUCGACGUUUGCGAAAUAUAAUGUUCAGGUCAAUAUACCGGAUUAUACGGAUGAGGAGUAUAAUCUUCGAUUGCAAAAUCAGGAAUGGACAAAACAUGAGACGGAUUAUUUGUUUAGUCUGUGUCGCGAAUACGACCUAAGAUUUCCUGUUAUUUGGGAUCGAUAUGAGUACGAACCACCAAUACCACAACCUUCUGAGGGAGAUGCUGCGGAGAAUGCUGGGGCCCUGAUAGUUCCACCGAAGACUAGGACUGUAGAAGACAUGAAAGCGAGAUAUUACUCGGUGGCUGCUACGGUUAUGGCGUUGAGGAAGCCUCCGAUCAAGAUGAAUAGUGCGGAAUUCAAUUUACACGAAGUGAUGCUGAACUUCAACCCGGCCCAAGAAACUGCGAGGAAGAAGUUUGCAGAGACGGCUUUCCACAGGACCAAAGAUGAAGCCGCGGAAGAACAGAGCCUUUUGCUAGAGCUCAAGCGAAUAAUGGCAAGAGCAGAUAAACUUGGUGAAGAACGGAGGGAAUUGUACGCGAGACUCGAAGCACCUCCGAGCAACGGCAACAUCGCUCCAUACACCACAAGUCAAGGCCUCGCACAACUCGUCUCACAAUUAGCAUCCGCCGAUCGAUCCAAGAAACACCGCAAAUCACUCAUGGGCGGCGAAACCAUGAGCCCAGCAACGGGACCCAACACCUCCACCCAACAGCCCUACGACCGCCGCGAAAGCUCAGUCCGUGAAUCCAUCUCCGGCCCCUCAGGCCUCAACAACAAAAAAGGCAGCUCCCAAAACCCGACCGAACGGCGCCAGCUCACCGAGGAAGAAGAACGCAUCUACGGCGUCUCGCGCCACGACCGCAUCGGCACCUCCGGCCCAGCCUUCCGUCAAGAAAAGAUCCUCAAACCGCUCCAGAGCAAGUCCGCGGUCCAGCAGCAGAAAAUCACAAACGUGCUUAACGAGCUGGGUAUUCCGUAUAGUGCGAGCACACGACUUAUUAUGCCAACGGCGGAGGUGGGCGAGGGCUUUGAUGCGUUGUUGCAUAGUAUUAAUAAUUUGCUGGACGCGCGGAAGCUCGUAGAUAAGUUGCAGGGCGAGAUUGCGACGGCGAAAGCGGUUAGGGCGGAGAGGGAGCGUGUGGAGAGGGAACGGGGGGAGGGAGGGGCGGAGGUUAAGAGGGAGGAGGGAGUUGGGAUUGCGGAAUCGAGGAAGAGGAGUGCCAGUGUGAUGAGUGCGGCGAGUGAUCGGAGUGGGAAGAGGUUGAAGAAGUGA
This is a messenger RNA of Glarea lozoyensis ATCC 20868, 1611 nucleotides long. RefSeq lists its product as uncharacterized. The transcript has a single exon. NCBI's taxonomy places the organism in Eukaryota, Fungi, Ascomycota, Leotiomycetes, Helotiales, Helotiaceae. Gene Ontology annotation, molecular function: transcription corepressor activity. The record is from RefSeq and is a predicted model, not a curated record. Gene Ontology annotation, cellular component: NuA4 histone acetyltransferase complex; Swr1 complex. Gene Ontology annotation, biological process: chromatin remodeling; DNA repair; negative regulation of transcription by RNA polymerase II. Bases 1 to 1611 code for a protein of 536 amino acids.